Molecule: messenger RNA, 1608 nt
Organism: Castor canadensis (American beaver)
Lineage: Eukaryota; Metazoa; Chordata; Mammalia; Rodentia; Castoridae
Gene: Aph1b
Product: aph-1 homolog B, gamma-secretase subunit
Biological process (GO): protein processing; positive regulation of catalytic activity
Cellular component (GO): membrane
Source: RefSeq, a predicted model, not a curated record
GAUCGCUUCGCCUUCACCCGCGUGUCUGAUCAGCGCCCCAAGCACCUCGUGGCUUCGCCCCUAGCUCCGCCCUGCCUCAUCCCCCCGCCAGCCUGUCCCCGGCUCUACUCCGGACUCCCCCCAGCGCAUUUCGUGUCCCCUCAGGGCCCCCGGACUGUCUUCCGCUGUCGCCAUGACCGCGGCGGUGUUUUUGGCUGCGCCUUCAUCGCCUUCGGGCCUGCGCUCGCUCUCUACGUCUUCACCAUCGCCACCGACCCGUUACGCAUCAUCUUCCUCAUCGCCGGAGCAUUCUUCUGGUUGGUGUCUCUACUGAUCUCAUCCCUUUUUUGGUUCAGCAAACUCACUUCUGGCAACAAAGAUGAACCAGUACAGAAAUAUCUGCUCAUCUUUGGAGUGCUGCUUUCAGUCAUUAUCCAAGAAAUGUUCCGGUUUGCAUAUUAUAGACUUUUAAAAAAAGCCAAUGAGGGUUUCAAGAGCAUAAACCCAGAUGAGACAGCACCAUCCAUGCGAUUGCUGGCCUAUGUUUCUGGCUUGGGCUUUGGAAUCAUGAGUGGAGUAUUUUCCUUUGUGAAUACCCUGUCUGAUUCCUUGGGGCCAGGCACGGUGGGCAUUCAUGGAGAUUCUCCUCAGUUCUUCCUUAAUUCAGCUUUCAUGACACUCGUUAUCAUAUUGCUGCAUGUGUUCUGGGGCAUUGUCUUUUUUGAUGGCUGUGAGAAGAAAAAGUGGUACAUCCUUCUUAUUGUUCUCCUGACCCAUCUGCUGGUGUCUGCCCAGACCUUCCUAAGUCCUCAUUAUGGAAUAAAUCUGGUGUCAGCAUACAUAAUAAUGGUGCUCAUGGGUAUCUGGGCAUUUUUUGUUGCUGGAGGCAGUUGCCGAAGCCUGAAACUCUGCCUGCUGUGCCAAGACAAGGACUUUCUUCUUUACAACCAACGCUCCAGAUAACCUCUGACAAUCUGCAUCUCCCAGACAGCAGGCUACAUCUUUAGAGGAAGCACACCUGUGCCUUUUUCUAAAAAAAAAAAACCUUCUCAUGUAAUUUAGAAAAAAAGUAAAACUAUCUAGACUGGAAUUCCAUUCAUGUGGCGUAGCAGUGGUCUGCAGCCUGGCUGUACACUAGAAUCACCAGGAAGCAUAAAGAAUACUGACUCUGGCCUAUCCUUCCAGAUUUAAUUGGCCUGGGCAUUCAGUAAUUUUUGAAAGUUUCAAGUGAUUCUGAUGUGUGGUGAGGCUGAGCGUCAUUGGGCUCUACAUGGGAAGUUACUGAGAACAUCCAGAGUGAAUGAGACUCUGGUGUUUUAACUAGCUCCUGACUUCUGCUAAACAAGUAAAUUUCUAAAUGUCAAAUCCUGUUAGCCUUUGUCCUUUUAUGUUCAGAAGUUCCAAAAGGCUAAAGAGCUAUGAACUGUUUUCAUGUCCUGCACUAGUACUGUCAGAAAAACAUGAUAGGCUGUACUUCUAAAUGCAGUAAGUUAUACUGACUUACUAGAACUUAGCCAAAGUAAAAUUUGAUUAAUAAGCUAUAUUUUCCCUAAGUUUUUCCAUUGUCAGUUGUUUCUUUUUUUAGGUAUUACAUUAUUUUUUAAUAUAACUUCAAGUUUCUCUUUUUUU